Messenger RNA from Filobasidium floriforme, 1305 nucleotides. RefSeq lists its product as uncharacterized. The transcript has 6 exons. The record is from RefSeq and is a predicted model, not a curated record. NCBI's taxonomy places the organism in Eukaryota, Fungi, Basidiomycota, Tremellomycetes, Filobasidiales, Filobasidiaceae. Bases 1 to 1305 code for a protein of 434 amino acids.
AUGUCAUUCGAUGGACAAAGCCGUAGCGAACAGACCCCCGAUGUUUCAGCCAACACCAGUCGCGAUCUCACAAGCUUGACGGCUGCAGAGAUGAAAGAUCUCACUGUGGAUCAACUCGCAGCGUGGUACGACAUUACGAUCCACCAUGCAGCGCAAUUGGCGCUUUCUGCGCCGUUCGUAGAACUACUGUACGCAGCUUAUGCGGGCCUCGCCAACUCUACCGUCGAAAUCCCACAGGAAGACGUGGGAGGGGAAGUCCAGGAGAAGUCCAAGUUCUUUCAGCGAUACGACGAGUGGGAGAAAAGAUUGAUGGACGAGAGCCGCGGAGCUAUCUAUCUGAACCGCGAAGAUAAGAUGCGUCUCGGCAACGCGUUCGAGUCAAUCGCGUCGCCCGGUCAAGAUUGGUCUUUUGAUAAUCACAAAGCACUGCGUGAUCACAUCAACACAGUUUAUUGGUCUAUUAUCGCUGAGCCAUGUCACGGAACGCGACGGCGAAGUUUGGCCACUGCCUAUUACGGACUUGCUCAGAUCGAUGACUCACAUACUACAAAGGUCGGCAGAUAUCCCGUUACACUUUGCGUUUCUUGUGGUUUGAUCGAAACCCUGGAUCAACGUAUUUCAUCUAAAUCGCUUUCAGAACAAGACGAAAUAUUGUACCAGACCACCUCUCGCUUAACUAACUCAUUGACCAUGCCCCCUGAAGACUGUGACCGUGCGACCACCAUGUCCAUACGAGACCAAGAUGGAUCUCGCCAAGAAGGACCCAGCCACGUUGAGUCGGAGGUGGACGUUCGCACAUUGUCCGGCACCCAAGUUGACGGUUCUCGGAUCCGUCCUUUGACCCCAUCCACUCCUGAACCUCGAAGCGUGAACAGCGCUUAUAAUAACAGUGUUACUACUCUGGAGGCACCAAUACCCCAACGAACGGGAUCUAUAUCCGAAAUACUCGAAUGUCUCACUGCUGCUGCCGAAAUGUACGCACCGAAGGAGGAAACUUUCGUCGAACCAGUCAAAAAGGAAACUUUCGUCGAACGUCUCUACGCGGCCUAUACAGAACGUAAAGAACAAGGCUCGUUUGAAGGUCAUCCGUCCGAGGGAGAAAACAGUCAUGCCAUGAGGAACUUCUUACUGAAUUUUUUAAGGUUCGAAUUCGAUCGAAAGGCGGAGGGACUAGCGAGUGUUCUACCCUUCCCAUUUUGUGAUCACCUACUCAUCUUAGCGCACGCCUUUGUAGCCAUUGCGGAACCAGCGCAAGGCUGGUCUCGACAAGAACACGACGAGUUCUGCCAGCUGUCUAGCCUUUGA